Molecule: messenger RNA, 1133 nt
Organism: Populus trichocarpa (black cottonwood)
Lineage: Eukaryota; Viridiplantae; Streptophyta; Magnoliopsida; Malpighiales; Salicaceae
Product: peptidyl-prolyl cis-trans isomerase FKBP16-1, chloroplastic
Exons: 8
Coding region: 117-641 (174 amino acids)
Molecular function (GO): peptidyl-prolyl cis-trans isomerase activity
Source: RefSeq, a predicted model, not a curated record
ACUGUAUCCUGACAGGGUCUAGUCCCUUCGUACUUCAACAAACCAAGUCCACUCAGCUGAUCCUGUUAUCCAUUAUUUAACACCUUCUGAAACCAUCCAUUUGAUGCUGUCUUUCGAUGAUGUAUGCACUUCCAUUCCAAACCUUGCUUCACUUCCCUUGCGCUUCCAAAUUUACAAGACCCAAGGAUGCGAUGCCCAUGGACUUGCAUUGCAAAUUUUCUUCACUAGAAAUAAAAAGAUUGUCAAGGAGGAUGGUGCUGAAGUUUUGUGGAUUCAAUACUCUCCUAUUGUCCAUCAAUCCAGUUUUGGCUGCCCCGAUGCCAGAGAUGAAGGAGCCUGAAGUUAUUCGGACACUGAAGCUUGCCAGUGGGGUUAGGUUUCAAGAGAUUAUUGAAGGGGAAGGGCCGGAAGCUCAAGAGGGAGAUACAGUUGAAGUUAACUAUGUUUGCAGGCGUUCAAAUGGAUAUUUUGUUCAUAGCACCGUGGAUCAAUUCAGCGGCGAAAGCUCGCCUGUCAUACUUCCUUUGGAUGAGAACCAGCGCAACCAAUUUCAUUAUAUAGAGAGAAAAUACAAUUACAACAAAGGAGGAGGAGGAACACCCCUCAACUCAACUCCCGACUCUCUAUUAUUAAGGGCUUGAAGGAAGUCUUGAUUGGCAUGAAGGUUGGAGGUAAGAGAAGAGCAUUGAUACCUCCUUCUGUUGGAUACGUAAAUGAAAACUUGAAACCAAUCCCUGAUGAGGUGAUUCUUCUUAUCAUGUGUCCAAGAUUGCAUCUGGUCAGUGUUUCGUGACAGAAAAAACAAGUAUAGAAGGGAUAAAAACAUGUUUGGUUGAAGGGAUAAAAACUGUUUUCGUCUCUUUUGUAUUGAGAUUUCGUCUCUUUUGUAUUGAGACAAGUAUAGAAAAUACAAAAAUAUGUUUAGUUGAAGGAACAAAAACAGAGACACAAAAUAAAUAAUUAUUUUAGAAUGAAUUUAGUUAAUUUUAAAAUAAGAGGCAAAGAGAACAUGUUCCCGUUAUCUUUAUUGUCUUCAUCUCUUCUGUAUCCAGACAUCAUCAACUACAUGCUACUCGAGUGAUUCUUUUGUUUUAAGUUUUCUACUUAAAUUAUAUCUGCUAGUCCUUCUUGUA